AUGAGUUUAGUGCAAAAAGAUUUGGAAUACAUUUGGCACCCGUACACUCAACACAAAACAGCAAAGCCUCCUAUUGUUAUUGUGAAAGGGAAAGGCGCUUCCUUAUGGGACGAAAACGGUAAAGAGUAUAUUGAUGCUAUUGCUUCCUGGUGGGUGAACCCCUUUGGCCAUAGCAAUAAGUAUAUUGCGGACCAAAUCUAUAAACAACUGACAAGCCUAGAGCAUGUUUUGCUGGGUGGAUUUACUCACCCUCCAGCAGUAAAUCUGGCUGAGCGACUAUUAUCUAUUUUGCCCAAGAACCAAAACAAGGUUUUUUUCUCAGACAAUGGUUCGACUUCUGUUGAAGUGGCUAUCAAAGCAGCCCUACAAUUCUUUUACAACAAAAAUGAAAAGCGAACAACCAUUGUAGCUUUUGAGGAUGCUUUCCAUGGAGAUACAUUUGCAGCUAUGGCGGCAAGUGGAAUUUCAUUUUAUACAAUGGCUUUCCAAGGAAUGUUCAUCGAUGUCGUUCGCAUUCCCGUACCUGUUCCUGGAAAAGAACAAGAAAGUUAUGAAGCUCUUGAAAAUGUUCUUACUGAACAUCAAUGUGCUGCUUUUAUUUUUGAGGUCUUAAUCCAAGGUGCUGGGGGCAUGAAAAUGUACGAGCCUGAAUGUCUUGACAAACUCAUUGAAAUUUGUCAAAGACACCAAGUGUUAACGAUAGCUGAUGAAGUUAUGACCGGUUUUGGGAGAACGGGAAAGCUAUUUGGAUGUGAUUAUUUAAAAACUCAACCUGAUGUUCUGUGCUUAUCCAAAGCUCUAACAGCUGGCACAAUUCCCAUGGCUAUAACAACGUUUUCCAAAACCGUUUUCGAUGGAUUCUACAGCGAUGACAUUAACAAAGCCCUUUUCCAUGGCCACACAUUUACUGGCAACCCCACUGGAUGUGCCGCCGCCUUAGCAAGUUUGGAUCUGUUAUUGUCUAAAGAUAUGCAAGAUAAUAUUUCUCGUAUUCACCAAAGUCAUUUGGAAUUCAAAAAGCGUUUAGAAUCUCAUCCACGCGUGCAUACCGUCCGCGUACGUGGUGUUAUUCUUGCUCUUGAAGUUUCAUCUCAGCAGAAAGAAAGUUAUUACGGUAACCUCAGAAACAAUUUAUACGAUUUUUUUCUCAAACACGGAGUUAUGUUACGUCCCAUUGGAAACAUUGUCUACAUUCUGCCUCCCUACAUUAUUACCCAAGAACAAUUGACGGUCGUUUAUUCUACAAUUGAGAAAGCUUUAAAUGAAGUGGUUUAA
This is a messenger RNA of Schizosaccharomyces octosporus yFS286, 1275 nucleotides long. RefSeq names its product adenosylmethionine-8-amino-7-oxononanoate aminotransferase. Bases 1 to 1275 code for a protein of 424 amino acids. Gene Ontology annotation, biological process: biotin biosynthetic process. The transcript has a single exon. The record is from RefSeq and is a predicted model, not a curated record. NCBI's taxonomy places the organism in Eukaryota, Fungi, Ascomycota, Schizosaccharomycetes, Schizosaccharomycetales, Schizosaccharomycetaceae. Gene Ontology annotation, cellular component: mitochondrion. Gene Ontology annotation, molecular function: pyridoxal phosphate binding; S-adenosyl-L-methionine:8-amino-7-oxononanoate transaminase activity; dethiobiotin synthase activity.